AACACAUUUCACACAUUUUUUAAAAAAAUUAAAAUUCUUUUUCUGCUGAUACCAUCACAUUUAACUUUUUUUUCUAAAAAUUUUUUUUUAAAAAAUGAGCGAAACUCAAACUUAUACAUUUGAAGUCAAUCCAAUGACUUGCUCAGGAUGCACGAAAUCAGUUGAAAAAGCAUUAAAUAAUCUCGGAGGUGUGGAUAAUAUUAACUUCAAUCUUGAAAAUAAGACAGUUGUUCUUACAACUGCCAAAACAUCUCAAGAAAUCGUCGAUGCGAUCGGAAAAACAGGAAAAACGGCUGAAUUGAAAUAAAUAGUAAUAAUACGUUUUCUUUUAUUAACUAUUAUUUUAUUUAAAUAUUUAUAUGUAUUAUUA
Rhizophagus irregularis DAOM 181602=DAOM 197198 is the source of this 370-nucleotide messenger RNA. RefSeq lists its product as uncharacterized. Gene Ontology annotation, molecular function: copper chaperone activity; metal ion binding. The record is from RefSeq and is a predicted model, not a curated record. Gene Ontology annotation, biological process: copper ion transport. Lineage: Eukaryota; Fungi; Glomeromycota; Glomeromycetes; Glomerales; Glomeraceae. Gene Ontology annotation, cellular component: cytosol.